CCACCAUAAGAGAAGACAUCGGAAUGCCGGAAUUGCAACCGGAACGACGAGGGGAAGUUGCAUCAUCGCUCAUAUCACGUCUUUCUUCCUUUACUCUUCUAUUUUGAACUUGGUUUCCAUCAUACCAAUUCUACACUUGGAAGCACCCACACAACCAUCAUCAUGGCACCCGAUCUCUCCCAAAACAAAGCCGUGAAGCUCGUCGCCCACGCGGCCGCAAACAAAUACGCCAUCUGCGCAACAUGCUGCUACAACGUUGAAGGCAUCCUCGCAUCCGUCCGCGCAGCAGAAGCAAAGCGCGCACCGCUAAUCAUCCAACUCUUCCCCUGGGCCAUCAAUUACGCCGACGGCAUCCUCCUCCACGCCGCCCGAGAAGCCGCCGACAACGCCAGUGUCCCCGUCGCUCUGCACAUGGACCACGCUCAAACCCCAGAAAUCGUUAAGAAAGCAGCGAACUUUAAGAAUGGCUUCGAUGGCAUCAUGGUUGAUAUGAGUCACUUUGAUGAUAAUCUAGAAAAGACGGCGGAAUUGGUUAAGUACUGCAACGAGCGCGGGAUUAUCACAGAAGCGGAACCGGGACGGAUUGAUGGUGGUGAAGAUGGUGUGGGCGAUCUGAGUGAAAUGGGUCUAGAAGCCAUCCUCACCACACCCGAGCAAGCUGAAGAAUUCGUCGCAACAGGCAUCAACUGGCUAGCCCCCGCCUUCGGAAACGUACAUGGAAAAUACGGUCCUAAGGGGCCUCAACUCGAUUACCCCCGUCUACGCAAUGUACACAGCAAAGUCGGGGAUCGUGUUGCGCUUGUGCUGCACGGUGCGGGUAAAGAGUGGUUCCAGGAGAAGCUGCUCAAAGAGUGUAUUGAGUGUGGUGUUGCGAAAGUCAAUAUCAAUGAUGCGUUUAACAACGAUUUCAUCGAUGUCAUGAAGGAGCAGGCGGGUCUAACGCCGAUCACGGGGCUGAUCGAGAAGGCGACAGAUGCGAUGCAGAAGAGUAUUGAGAGUUAUAUUGAGUGGAUGGGUGGGAAGGGGAUGGCGGAUAAGAUUAAGCUGUAGGUGGACUUGUGGGUGUAGUGUAGAUAAAGAGGUGUCUAUGUGUUGUUUGCGGAUGUAUCAGUGGUAGAGAUGUGGUGUUAUUUAGAGCGCGCACGGUAGCGCGUAUUUCGCAACGACAUCUCCAUACUAAUUUGCGUGUAAUGGAACUACAUUGCGACAGAACGACUGUACGGUCGAAUUUCCAUCCGAAUUUCGCGACGAUC
Alternaria rosae is the source of this 1253-nucleotide messenger RNA. RefSeq names its product ketose-bisphosphate aldolase. Gene Ontology annotation, molecular function: aldehyde-lyase activity; zinc ion binding. Gene Ontology annotation, biological process: carbohydrate metabolic process. Bases 163 to 1050 code for a protein of 295 amino acids. The record is from RefSeq and is a predicted model, not a curated record. The transcript has a single exon. Lineage: Eukaryota; Fungi; Ascomycota; Dothideomycetes; Pleosporales; Pleosporaceae.